UAAUGUUUUAUAACUGUACGAUUGGUUACUUAUUUUUAAUAGCUAUAAGUCAACAUCAGAAGGUAUUAAUAUUUACAUAUCUACUUUCAAUCAUGAGUGUGAAUAUGGUUCUCUUUCUUUAUUGCCAUGCAGGUCAAUGCCUUUAUAACGAAAGUACGAAAUUAAGCGAUUCUUUAUAUCAUAGUUGUUGGUAUAAUUUGAAUCCACUUCAACUUAAACACCAACUAAUAUUCCUAACUCAAUCUCAAAUUUGUUUACGGCUUACUGGCAAAAAUAUUUGCAUUUUCUCUUAUGAAAGUUUUUUGAAUGUAAUUAAGUCAUCAAUGGCCUACUUCUCUGUUCUCCGGAAGAUUUUGUAAAAUAUUUCAUAAAUUUUUCUGAAUUUUGACGAUCAGAAU
This is a messenger RNA of Trichogramma pretiosum, 398 nucleotides long. Its product is annotated as odorant receptor 85b-like. The coding region runs from base 3 to 359 and encodes 118 amino acids. Gene Ontology annotation, molecular function: odorant binding; olfactory receptor activity. Gene Ontology annotation, biological process: detection of chemical stimulus involved in sensory perception of smell; sensory perception of smell. The record is from RefSeq and is a predicted model, not a curated record. Gene Ontology annotation, cellular component: plasma membrane. Lineage: Eukaryota; Metazoa; Arthropoda; Insecta; Hymenoptera; Trichogrammatidae. The transcript has 4 exons.